AUGACUCUCCCAAAUAAAACAACCUUUGAACGUAUCCAUUAUAUCUAUAGCAGAGAUAACAAAACCUUCUUGACUUUGCGCAAGCAAAAGUUUGCAGAUGCAACUGCUGAAGAGAUUUGGGCUGCAAUUUCCAAAAGCAAGACGUACGGAUCUCUGGAGGUGAGUGUCAGGGAUCUUGGCGAUUGGCUCUCUUUUGAAACCACAAAUGGCAAAACAAUAGUUGGUGUCAUCACCGAAAACUUUAGUCCAUCUCAUUUUGAUUUAUGGUUUAUCCUGACCGUCUUGAAGAACAGUAUCAUCGCUCACCACGGCUCUACAGAUCCAGACCAAGGGUUGAUAUAUGCUGAGGCAAUAACUGAGGUGUUUGAGCUGACUCUUAGAAAUGUUGCCAGGACUGAUAGAUGGUCGGAGGGUAAAGACAAUUUUAUCAAGAAUGUGCACUUCUUCACAUCGAGAAAUGCACCGAUUUUAUCUGUCCUUCCUGCUUUCCCUUGCAAGUCCCCAAACGAAGAUAAAGUGGCUUCAUGUCUUCCUGAUAAAGGUGAGGAGCUUGCUCUUAGAAGAAUUAUUGACUUUGUGUCUACUAUUCAAAAGAUAUAUCCACCAGGUAUGAAGUUCUAUCUUGUCAGUGAUGGGCAUGUCUUUAGUGACUGUAUUCACGUUGACGACGAGAUGGUUGAUUUAUACUUCAUGAAACUUGAAGCAAUAUACCAAGAGAUUAAACCACCAGGAUUCGAUGGAAUAGUCUUCAGAGGUCUCAAUGACUGCUUUGAAUCUGACCAAAGAUCCAUUGUGGCAGAAUUGUUGAACACUGUGGAGGUGGAUCACCACAUUCCUACCCAGUUGGAUGUGGAGACCGAAUUGAACAGAAAGGUUUUGAUGCUUGGAUGUGACGACAAUGCUGAUCUUUUGAGAAAGCAGAUUAUGACACCAAACCACCCUCGUCUUUAUUUGUAUCGUGGUUUUAACAAGUUCAUGUGUGAGGAUCUUUCAAAGACCGCUUUUGCCAAGAGUAUCUCCAGAAAGAAAUACAAGAAGUUGGUUCUGCAAGUUGCUUUUGAAAUGAUCAGAAGAAACGACGCUUACUCUAACUUGGUGGAGCUUAUUUUCCCCUUCCAUUUGAGAUUCUCCAUCCAUGCUCACCACAAUGCGGGACCAAAAUAUGGUGUGCGUUUACUUGAUCCCGAAAUUUGCACCAUGUCUGGCCAUGACCAAAAUGAAGAGGACAGAUUGCUUCAUAUUCCCACCCCAUGGCAUAAUAGCGUUUUCAAGAUGGUUGAGUCUAACAAGUAUAUCAUAUCGCCAUCAAAGUUGGCCAAAGAGCUAGAGGGAAAUCCUAAAAUCAAGGGUGGCUGGGAUGCUGAUGAAAAAUUGUUUCUCUACCGCGAGGUUUAG
Molecule: messenger RNA, 1395 nt
Organism: Candidozyma haemuli
Lineage: Eukaryota; Fungi; Ascomycota; Pichiomycetes; Serinales; Metschnikowiaceae
Gene: DIT1
Product: Dit1p
Exons: 1
Coding region: 1-1395 (464 amino acids)
Source: RefSeq, a predicted model, not a curated record